AUCAUUCUCCAUUCUCAUCACCCAAAUAGUUUUUCAAUACAUCCAAACAAGGAUUUAAUAUCUUGUAUUCCUCAUUUUCCCAAUGGCUCAAACAAGUUCAAUAUCAAGUAAAAAAGUCUUUAAUGUUUUGGGCUUGCUCAGUCUUUUGAUUAUGUUCCAAAAUGCCAAUUCUUUCGAGUUCAAAGUUGGAGGUUCUGGAGAUUGGAGUGUCCCUUCAGAUCCCAAUAGUUACAACCAGUGGGCCGAGAGGAGUCGAUUCCAAAUUGGUGACAGUUUAUCUUUUAACUACCCUGCUGAUAAAGACUCAGUGCUUCUUGUAAACAAGGCAGACUAUGAUAAUUGCAACACAGCUUCUCCAAUUGAUAAGUAUAACGAUGGACACAGUGUGGUCAAGUUUAACCACUCUGGACCAUUCUACUUCAUUAGUGGGGUUCAUGACAACUGUGUCAAGAAUGAAAAGCUGCAUGCUGUGGUUAUGGCAGAUAGAAGCAACCGCAACCAAACAGCAGCAUCUCCUCCACCUUCCCCUUCAGCAGAUGAUGUUCCCCCGUCUCCAGCCCCGUCCGGUGAAGAGGCCCCGUCACCACCUACAGGCUCAGUAGAGAUCAACCCAACUGCUGCACCUUCUCAAGAAUCGUCUCCUCCAAAGAAUGGCGCUUCUGCAAUCGUCAUGAGCUUUAUAGGCUCCACUGCAGCUUUUAUUUGUUCUUCAUUCCUCCUAGGAUUCUGAUGAACAGUUGAUGAACUUGUUUGAUUUUAUUUUUAUUAUUUGAUUGUUGUUCUUUUCUUUGGGUUUCAAAUUUCAUGGUUUUUUGCCACUUUGCUCCCAGUGAAUGUAGCUGGGAGUAAAAGGGUAGAUUGGUUUGUAUUGGUUCGAUGAUGAGAAUAAAUAAUCUGAAUGUUGUGUAAA
Molecule: messenger RNA, 910 nt
Organism: Nicotiana attenuata
Lineage: Eukaryota; Viridiplantae; Streptophyta; Magnoliopsida; Solanales; Solanaceae
Product: early nodulin-like protein 1
Exons: 2
Coding region: 83-730 (215 amino acids)
Cellular component (GO): plasma membrane
Molecular function (GO): electron transfer activity
Source: RefSeq, a predicted model, not a curated record